Molecule: messenger RNA, 978 nt
Organism: Haliotis rufescens (red abalone)
Lineage: Eukaryota; Metazoa; Mollusca; Gastropoda; Lepetellida; Haliotidae
Product: dihydrofolate reductase-like
Exons: 1
Coding region: 145-699 (184 amino acids)
Biological process (GO): tetrahydrofolate biosynthetic process; dihydrofolate metabolic process; glycine biosynthetic process
Cellular component (GO): mitochondrion
Molecular function (GO): NADP binding; dihydrofolate reductase activity
Source: RefSeq, a predicted model, not a curated record
CCAUGUUUGUUCGUCUGGUGGAGGCGGCCAUUGUAGUCAUUGCCUGGGUUAAAGCUGGUUCCCGGCUCCCUAUGCGCGUCGUCAACUUGCGCCAAGCCAGGGAUCAAGGCUGCAUGGUAUGCCGUGGGAAUAUUAAACCUAAACAUGGCGGAGUUUCGUCUCAAGCUUGUUGUUGCUGCAUGUAAGAACGGCGGUAUCGGCAAAGAUGGGCAGCUACCAUGGAAGCUUAAGAAAGAUAUGGCAUUUUUCAAGUCGAUUACAUCAAGCUCAACUCAAAACAAAACAAACGUGGUGAUAAUGGGUCGCAAGACCUGGGAUUCAAUUCCCGCCAAAUUUCGCCCUUUGAAAAAUCGCAUCAACAUUGUAUUGAGCAGGACCAUGGACACAUCUCCAGAAGGCGUGGUUCUGUCGAGGAGUCUGGAGGAAGCUCUUGAGUAUACCGAGAGACAAGGGAAGGACAAGAUAGACUCUGUGUUUGUGAUCGGUGGCAGUUCCGUGUAUAAAGAAGCAAUUGAAGGCCCGUGGAGCACUCGGGUGUAUCUUACCCGAGUGAUGGCGGAGUUUGAGUGUGAUACGUUCAUGCCUUCUCUAGAUGAGUUGCAUUUCAAGAAGACUGAGUGUGUUGAAGACGUACCUACAGGCGUACACUCAGAUAACGGAACAGAGUUUGUGUUUGAAGUUUACGACAAAAUUGUAUAGACAGUGAGUGUCUUGAUCAUGCGGUGAAUGCGCUCGUUAAAUGACCAUGAAAUAUUAUUUUCUUCAAUGCGAAUGUCUAUAUUGUAUGGGAUAUUUACUCAUUACAAGUGAAGCACACUUGAUACUUAUAAAAAACACACACAAAAAAACAACAACUUGAUGUUUAUUAUUUUUAAUGGAAAUGACACAAAUGACAAACAGACUGGACUGCUAUAUCUCAGCUUAUAACUUGACUGUUACUAUGUAACACUGCGAAAUAAAUGUUGCUGUUGAUGUAAA